This is a messenger RNA of Solea senegalensis (Senegalese sole), 5004 nucleotides long. It is a transcript of the gene usp47, whose product is annotated as ubiquitin specific peptidase 47. Gene Ontology annotation, biological process: protein deubiquitination. The transcript is spliced from 28 exons. Lineage: Eukaryota; Metazoa; Chordata; Actinopteri; Pleuronectiformes; Soleidae. Gene Ontology annotation, cellular component: nucleus; cytosol. Bases 259 to 4404 code for a protein of 1381 amino acids. Gene Ontology annotation, molecular function: cysteine-type deubiquitinase activity; cysteine-type endopeptidase activity; protein binding. The record is from RefSeq and is a predicted model, not a curated record.
GCGUGCGUGCGUGCGUGAAGUCUCGCGGAGUAAAACACCGGCCAUUUUUCUCCGCGUACAGCAGGACACUCUGAGUCUGGCCAGCGGAUCCGACAUCACUUUCGUGAGACUACAACUUUUGUCAAGUUUGAUUUCGUGACGCGACCAUUCAAAGUGGCGACAAACGGCACUCCCGCCAUGUUUGUGUUCGUCGCUGCAAAGUUUGUCCGCUGACAUCGCUCGCUGUCCGGGUAGAUGCUCGUCUGAACUGUCGCUCAAAUGGAAAUGGUGCCGAGCGAGGAGAAUCAGUUCGUAUCCAAAGAGAUCCAGAAUGCAGCAGAAGAGCCCAGAGUGCUGUGCAUUAUCCAGGACACCACCUGUGCAAAGACCAUCAAUGAGAGGGUGACCAUCAACCUGCCUGCUUCCACAGCACUCUCCAGACUCUAUGAAGACAUUGCCCACAAAGCAGGAUAUGUCAAUGGCUCCUUCACCCUUGUCUGGGGAAAUAAAGUGGACAUGGCACCACUGGAUCAUAACAGUGAGAUGUCCCUCUCAGACUCUGGGUUUGAGCCUGGUGGUAAAAAGAAUUUUCUCCAGCUGACAGACAAAGAUGGAGAGCAGCCACAGAUGGCGUCGGAUGAGUCGGGAGCAGCUGACAGCAGUGGACUGGAUGACAGUUCCCAGGAGCGCUUCAUUGGUCCUCUUCCAAGAGACAGCACUCCAGGCUGCAGUGGUGAUUACAGCAGUUCAUCUUACUCCUACUCAUCCAUCCUCAACAAAUCUGAGACGGGUUACGUGGGUUUAGUUAACCAAGCUAUGACCUGCUAUUUGAACAGUCUUCUGCAGACGCUGUUCAUGACUCCAGAGUUCAGAAAUGCUCUCUACAACUGGGAGUUUGAGGAGUCAGAGGAGGAUCCAGUCACCAGCAUCCCCUACCAGCUGCAGCGGCUGUUUGUCCAGCUGCAGACCAGUAAAAAACGUGCGAUUGAGACCACUGAUGUGACCCGGAGCUUUGGCUGGGACAGCAGCGAGGCGUGGCAGCAGCAUGACAUCCAGGAGCUGUGCAGGGUCAUGUUUGAUGCUCUGGAACAAAAGUGGAAGCAAACAGAGCAGGCUGACCUGAUCAACCAGCUGUACCAGGGGAAAUUGAAGGAUUAUGUGCGUUGUCUGGAGUGUGGCUACGAGAGCUGGAGGAUUGAUACCUACCUGGACAUCCCUCUUGUGAUCAGACCCUUUGGAGUCAACCAGGCCUAUGGCAGUGUGGAGGAGGCUCUGCAGGCAUUUGUUCAACCAGAAACUCUGGAUGGGCCCAACCAGUAUUUCUGUGAACGCUGCAAAAAGAAAUGUGACGCCCGGAAGGGUCUAAGAUUUCUGCACUUUCCCUACCUGCUGACACUGCAGCUGAAACGGUUUGAUUUUGACUACACCACUAUGCAUCGCAUCAAGCUCAACGACAGCAUGACUUUCCCCGAGGAGCUGGACAUGAGUCCGUUCAUCGACGUGGAAGAUGAGAAGUCGCCUCAGACGGAGAGCUGCACUGACAGCGGCGCUGAGAAUGAAGGCAGCUGCCACAGCGAUCAGAUGAGCAAUGACUUUUCCACUGAUGACUGCGUGGACGAGGGCAUCUGCUUGGACAGCACUGGCAGCACAGAGAGGGUGUUGAAGCCAAAGAGUUCGUUGAACUUUGAGCUGUUCUCCGUCAUGGUCCAUUCCGGGAGUGCUGCGGGUGGCCAUUACUAUGCCUGCAUCAAAUCCUUUAGUGAUGGCCAGUGGUACAGUUUCAAUGAUCAACAUGUUAGCAAGAUCACCCAGGACGAUAUAAGAAAGACAUACGGCGGGUCCUCAGGGAGCAGAGGCUAUUAUUCCAGUGCCUUUGCAAGCUCUACAAAUGCAUAUAUGCUGAUUUAUAGAUUGAAAGACCCCUCAAGGAAUGCAAAGUAUUCAGCUGUAGAAGACUUCCCAGAGCACAUAAAGUGUUUGGUUCAGAAGGAGAAGGAGUCUGAGGAGCAGGAAAAGAGACAGCGGGAGAUUGAGCGCAAUACCUGCAAGAUCAAGCUUUUUUGCAUGCAUCCUGUGAAGAUGAUGAUGGAAAGCAAGCUGGAAGUUCACAAGGACAAAACACUCAGAGAGGCAACAGAAAUGGCCUUUAAGCUGAUGGAGCUUGAGGGAGUCGUCUCUCUGGACUGUUGUCGCUUGGUGAAGUACGACGAGUUCCACGAGUACCUGGAGCGCUCGUAUGAAGGUGAGGAGGACACACCAAUGGGUCUGCUGCUGGGUGGAGUCAAGUCCUCAUACAUGUUUGACUUGCUGCUGGAGACGCGGCGGCCGGAUCAAGUGUUCCAGCCGUACAAACCCGGAGAGGUUAUGGUGAAGGUUCAUGUUGUGGAUCUGAAGAGUGAGACCAUUGCCUCCCCAAUCAGCGUCCGGGCGUACUUGAACCAGACAAUCACUGAAUUCAAACAGCUUAUUGCACAGGCGACAGGUCUGUCUGCAGAAAACAUGCGUGUAGUCCUGGAGCGCUGCUAUAAUGACCUUCGCCUCCUCUAUGUUCCAAACAAGACCUUGAAAGCUGAGGGAUUUUUCAGGAGUAACAAGGUUUUUGUUGAGAGCUCCGAGUCGUCUGAUCAUCAGGUUGCGUUCACUGACUCCGUCUUGUGGAAACUGUUGGAUCGUCAUGGGAAUACAAUCCGACUGUUGGUCUUACUGCCUGAACAGUCACCCGGAACCUUGGCCAACAGAACUCUGAGCCAGAAAGAGGGCGGUGACUCUGAUGUGCCCUCUGAUGAGUCCAAGGGUACCAGGAAGUCUGUGGAGGCUAUACUCGAGGAGAGCACAGAAAAGUUAAAGAAUCUGUCGUUGCAGCAGCAGCAGCAGCAGCAGCAGCAGCAGCAGCAGCAGCAGCAGCAGCAGCAGCAGGGCUCCAGCACCAGCACCAGCGACAGCCAGAAAAGCUCUGACACCAGUGACUUUGAACAUAUCGAGUCCCCAACACAAGAGGCCGACUCUAACUCUUCACUCUGCGUGGCCGCAGACAGCAGAGAGCUGGAGAACCGGAUCAAGACCACGGCUGGGAGCAGUGGUGGCGCCUCCUCUGAACCAGAGAACCACUUUGCCAGUGAGGAGCGCUCAGACUCUGAGGUGAACAAUGACCGCAGCACCAGCUCGGUCGACAGUGACAUCCUCAGCUCCAGCCACAGUAGUGACACGCUGUGUAACGCAGACAGCGGGCCCAUACAGUUGGCCAAUGGCCUGGACUCGCACAGCAUCACAAGUAGCCGGCGCUCCAAAGCCCACGAGGGCAAGAAAGAGACGUGGGACACGGCUGAGGAAGACUCUGGAACGGACAGCGAGUAUGACGACAAUGGGAAGAGCAAAGCAGAAGCUCAGUACCUGUACUUCAGAGCGGAGCCGUGUACUCAGGAUGAAUCCACGUGGGAUGCACAAAAAUGUUUAGUUGUUCAUGUGGACAAGAGAAUAACGUUAGCAGCGUUCAAGCAGAACCUGGAGCCGUAUGUGGGCGUGGCCUCCACCCAGUUCAAGGUGUUCCGCGUCUACGCCAACAACCAGGAGUUUGAGAGCGUGCGGCUGAACGAGACUCUGUCAUCGUUUUCUGACGAUAACAAGAUAACCAUUCGACUUGGAAGAGCACUGAAAAAGGGGGAAUACAGAGUCAAAGUGUAUCAACUACUAGUGAAUGAAACAGAGCCCUGCAAGUUCCUCGUGGACACAGUGUUUGCUAAGGGCAUGACUGUGAGACAGUCCAAAGAGGAGCUGCUCCCUCAGUUGAAAGAGCAGUGCAAGCUCGACCUCAGCAUCGACAGGGUUCGUCUCAGGAAAAAGACGUGGAAGAAUCCUGGCACCGUGUUCCUGGAUUACCACGUCUAUGAGGAGGACAUCAGCAUAUCGUCCAACUGGGAAGUUUUCCUGGAAGUUCUCAAUGAACCAGAGAAAAUGAAGUCCAUGUCACAGCUGGCUGUUCUGACCCGGAGAUGGAGCCCGGCCACGAUGAAGCUGGAGCCUUUUCAGGAAGUGAUUCUGGAGAGCAGCAGUGUUGAAGAGCUCAAGGAGAGGCUCAGUGAAAUGAGUGGCAUUCCUCUUGAAAACCUGGAGUUUGCAAAGGGCAGAGGAACUUUUCCUUGUGAUAUUUCCGUGCUGGAGAUCCACCAGGAUCUGGACUGGAACCCGAAGGUGUCGACGCUCAAUGUGUGGCCUCUGUACAUCUGUGAUGAUGGAGCUGUCGUCUGCUACAGGAACAGCACAGAGGAGCCCAUGGAGCUGUCGGAGGACGAGCGCAGUGAGUUGAUGAAAAAGGAGAGCAGCCGCCUGCUCAAGACUGGACACCGCGUCAGCUACUCUCCACGCAAGGAGAAAGCCCUGAAGAUCUACCUGGAUGGAGGCCCCGCCAAAGACCCGGGGCAGGACUGAGGCACAGAGAACCGUUCCUAGUCACGCGGUUCAUCUGGCUGCUGUAGCAUAGCAACCAGGCUCUGGAUGUCAGUCAUAGUGUCUGGCCUGGUAAGUGACUUGAACCUGAUGCAGCGCUGCGAGACGAGCUGUCGUCCACACUGAGCUCCAGGACGGGCUCAGAAACCUUACUGUGCACUAGCGUGUACUUUACUGUAAAGUUUAAAGGGAAAAAACUCUUCAAUGCAGAAAAGAAUUAAGUUGAACGUAAAGGGUCCAGAGAUGAAUGCAGAGGUGUCGGGACUGUGAAACUGUGCUGGAGUCCCGCCUCCUGUUUCAUGUUCUCUCCCUCCCUCCCUACCCCCCUCCCACCCUUCCUCUCGUGUGUUCACGUCUUCUGAGCUCCGCCCCGUUGUGACCUCACGUCACUCACACCUUCCAGCCACACUUCAUACAAACCAAGAGCUACUUUUCAAGCCUCGCUCGGUCCGACUGAACCUCACUCUCUCAGCAACUUUACAACCGGCCGAGACGCCGUUUAUACGCAGGAUUUGAGUCAUAAUAAUGGAAAUAAGUAAAUAAAUAAAGGAGGUGACAAUAAAUCAUUUGUAACUCAAAGGU